Molecule: messenger RNA, 708 nt
Organism: Symbiodinium sp. CCMP2592
Lineage: Eukaryota; Dinophyceae; Suessiales; Symbiodiniaceae
Source: the annotation of a GenBank genome assembly
AUGGCCACGAUCGCCUACCGCUACACCUUCCUCGACGUGCUCCUGGAGGAGGAGGACCGGGCGCGAGAGCUCCGCGGACCCGAUGCCGGUCGAGCACGCAGUGCGCCGGCGAGCCGCGGGUGCCGAAAAGAAGCCCGGGAUUUGGAGGAGCUAGAGAAGCACCGCUAUGUGCUCUCCCUUCCCAAGCCAGAGCCCAAGAAGUCGCCGAAAUGGGGCGAGGAGUUCAGCGUUGGCAGCGUAGGGCACCCGAACCUUUGCCAGCGCCCAUGCGUUCACACCGCCGCUGGGAGGCGCUGUGAGGCUGGUGCUGGAUGUGAAUUCUGCCACCUCCACCACAGCCACAUCAUGAAGAUGGACAAGAUGCAGCGCCGCAUGAUUGAUGAGAUGCCGAAGGGCGACUUCUUGUACCUUGUCCUCCAGCUCCUCCAAGAAAAGGCUCGAGAUGCAAAGAUUCAAGGCACAGAGGCUCUUUUCGACAUCCUCGAGAAGGAGCUGCAAUCCACGAAGUCCGAGGUCUUGCAUGAGAUUCGGAAAUCUCCUCCCAGGCGUCUACUCCGCUGCCUGCGCCAAGGAAGCUUCGCUGCUGUUUCAAGCUUGGCCGCAAGGAAGUGUGCAAAAGGUAGCAUGAUCCGAGUUCGUGAGGCUAUGCAAGCUUUGCGAGCACAGGCGCAAGCCUCUGAGCCAACGGCCCAAGGCUCGUCAAAUUAG